Molecule: messenger RNA, 8980 nt
Organism: Ctenopharyngodon idella (grass carp)
Lineage: Eukaryota; Metazoa; Chordata; Actinopteri; Cypriniformes; Xenocyprididae
Gene: zc3h12b
Product: zinc finger CCCH-type containing 12B
Exons: 7
Coding region: 1356-4046 (896 amino acids)
Cellular component (GO): nucleus; cytoplasmic ribonucleoprotein granule
Molecular function (GO): mRNA binding; RNA endonuclease activity; metal ion binding
Source: RefSeq, a predicted model, not a curated record
UGAAAUAAAUCAACUUUUUGAUGAUAUUCUAAUUAUAUGACCAGCACCUGUAUAUAUAUUUAAAAUAACUUUUAUACUUUAAUUUAUACUUUAAUUUUUACAAUUAAUUAUAGUCUGAGCUGAAUUUUCAGUCUUCAGUGUUUUCAGUCUUUCGGUCUGCAGUUGUUAAUCCUAUAUGUGUACGAGGGCAGGGGAUUUCAACGGGGCUGCAAGAGAGUGACGAGGGUCCAUGGAAAAGUCUAGUGAAAAGCUGUAAAAAAAAAAAAACAAAAAAAAAAAACAACAAUAACAAGGUGUAAAAAUGUAUAUAUUAAAAAUGAUUACAAAUAUUUACAUAUAUUAGUUUUUACUCUAUUAAAUAUAUUAAAUUAGAUUAAUGUAAAUAUAAAUAAUAUAAAUAAAAAAUACAUUAAAAUUAAAUAAAUACAUUAAGGCUACAUUAAUAAAGUGAGUCGAAAAAGUAUAUAAUAAAUGUACCUUAUUUUUUUCAGUGUCUAUAUAAUUCAGAAUUCAGAAAGAGCUUUAUUGCCAAGUAUGUUUGCACACACAAGGAAAGAUAGAUCCCUUUUAAGUUUUAAGUUGGGGGAGCAUGACAUCUAAAUUAUUGAAAACCCCUGAGCUAGUGUAAGCGGACACUGCGCGCAAUGCGAAUUUCGUUGUAUGUGCAGCUCGCACAUGCGCUUUGAAUAUUUUGCACAAAUCAGUUUGCAUGCGUUCACGCCAUGUCGGAAUUACCGUAAUUACGUGAUAUCGAUUUAUAAAAAGUUUUCACGUCCUCGUAGAGCUCUUGUAAAUUCGGUAUUUUCUGUGAGCUCCGACUUGUACCACGUGACCGCUUUACCACCUACAGAUUCAUUUUUGGCGUUGAUAGUGUUGCCAUACAAACGCUUAAUUCCGAAUCCGAUGGCGUGAACAUCUACGAGCAGAACAUCACUUGUUGUCAUCUCGUAAUUACGGUAAUUACGACAUGGCGUGAACGCAGCAUUUGUCCACAAGGUGGCAAUACUGGCCCCGGCCGUUGUUUCAAAGUCGGGAUUGAAACGGAGGAGACAGAACAAGAACAACAAACGACUGAAGACGGCAGCAACAAUAGACUCCCGCGUUGACGAGUGCGAGUGCAAUUACAUGUGAGAAGAGCAAGGUGUUCCAGCAUCCUUUGAGUCACAAUCAAUGAGUACAUUGUGUCACUGAUCAGUCCUGUGCAUAAGCACCGUGAGCGCUUGACUCUUUGGCUGCAGCGGCGACUGCAUGCCCUACGUGCAGCUAUUGAGUACGAGAGCUGCGCCGUGGUGCAGGUGAGGGACCAUGCACUGGAGCUUCAGGGAGGUCAUGCACAGGUAACAGCUGCUUGCGCUAUGCUGCAGCGGCUGAAGAUGGAGCACCGCGGCUGCCGCGACCCCCAGCCCUCGCCAGCUGCUGCUGGCCACGACUCUCCAGAAGAAGAGGAGGAGGAGGAUGAAGAAGCUGGGGAAGAGGGGACCAGUUCGGAGAGCGAAGGAGAGACGCGGUCGCGGAGCGGGAGUUCUGGAGGAGGUGUUGACACAGCGGGCUCAGGAGAAGGAGCGACGGGAAGGAGGCGGGACCCGCUCGUAGCAACCAAACCUCACAGACAGCUGUGCCGCUCCUCUUGUUUGGACCGUCCCAGCUUCAGCCAGAGCAGCACCUUACAAGAGUUACGUGCAGAUGAGACCCGCACCGACCCGUCCCAGAGAGCCCUUGCUCCACCCGCCUCCACGGCCCAAAUGCCCUUACGUCAAACCAGCGAUCGAGAUUACCAAACCAAAAUGGACUUUGCUCUAAAACUGGGCUACUCUGGAGAGCAGGUGGAGUCUGUGCUGAGUAAACUGGGGUCCAGCGCGCUAAUCAACGAUGUAUUGGCUGAGCUAGUGCGGCUAGGGAAUAAAGGAGAUCUGGAGAGCCAGGCAGCAGUGGGAACUGCCAGUUUAGCACCACGGGCGGUGGGAGCCAAAGAAGCCGUAAGCCCCGAGGCAUCACUGGAAGAAGACCCAUCAGACACGUAUGACAACCUCAGGCCAAUUGUGAUUGAUGGAUCCAAUGUUGCCAUGAGCCAUGGAAACAAAGAGGUGUUCUCAUGCCUGGGCAUUCAGCUGGCUGUUGAUUGGUUCCUGGAGAAGGGCCAUAAAGAUAUCACAGUUUUCGUCCCAGCAUGGAGGAAGGAACAGUCAAGACCUGAUGCACCAAUCAAAGAUCAGGAGAUCCUGCGAAAAUUAGAGAAGGAAAAGAUCCUCGUCUUCACACCUUCUCGCAGAGUCCAAGGCCGGCGAGUGGUUUGCUACGAUGACCGUUUUAUCGUCAAGCUGGCCUGCGACUCCGAUGGGAUCAUUGUGUCCAACGAUAACUACAGAGACCUGCAGAAUGAGAAACCGGAGUGGAAGAAAUUUAUUGAGGAACGACUUCUUAUGUACAGCUUCGUCAAUGACAAGUUUAUGCCUCCUGAUGAUCCUUUAGGCAGACAUGGACCCAGUCUGGAAAAUUUUCUCCGCAAACGACCAGUGGUGCCAGAGCACAAGAAGCAGCCGUGUCCUUAUGGUCAGUACAGCAAAAGUAAGAAGUGCACAUACGGCCAUAAGUGCAAGUACUACCACCCAGAAAGAGCCAACCAACCACAACGGGCUGUCGCAGACGAGCUCAGAGCCUUUGCCAAACUCUCCGCUGUAAAAACAAUGAGCGAGGGGGCACUUGCAAAAUGUGGGACCUCUGGUUCUGCUGCAAAGGGAGACGGUAGCUCAGAGGCAAAGAGAGUGGCACCCAAGCGCCAGUCUGACCCCAGUAUCCGGUCGGUUGCCUGUGAGCAGGAAGAGAGACUCUGUCCAUCGCGGAAGGCCGAGGCCAGUUCAGUACCAUCUUUAGUGUCAGCGCUUAGCGUUCCAACUAUGCCACUGACAAAAAGUCACGCAGCUGGCGCUCUGAAUACACGCUCCGCGAGCAGCCCUGUUCCAGGGUCUCUGCACUUUACCCACAGCUCACUCGAGCAUGCGGGCAGCGUCCAAUAUCCCCCCAUCCUAGUCACCAAUAGCCAGGGCGCAUCUGUGGCUUACGGAGAGCCGUUUCCCAAGUAUGACUCUGUGGUAAGCGACCACGGCUACUAUUCCAUGCUCAGUGACUUUUCCACCAUGAGCCUCCAAGACAGUUUCUGCAGUCUUGAGCAGCCAGAACCUGUAGGGGUGGGUGGAGGAUAUCCUGGCAGAGCUCCUAGUAUGUGCCCAGAACCCGGCCGAAGCCAUUCGUCGGACUCCUUCUCGUCCUACAGUGGAGAGAUGUACCUCAACUCAUUGGAGGGCAGCCUGGACGACAGCAUGAAAGGGCCAUCUGCGCAGGCUCAGACGCAACCUUUGGCACAAACACGCCUUCAAGCCUUUGCUCACGGUUUCCACCAUGAGGCCUUGACACGUGUGCAGAGCUACGGAACGGAUGAACCCAAACCAGGACCUCGGAAGCAAUCCUCCGCCCACCUUGCACCUCACUCCCAACACCCAGUUGUUGGCGCUCGAUCCAGCUGCCCGGGAGACUACCCUCCUCUCUCCCAGAAUGUGUUGCCUUCCGCCAGUCCCUCACAGCAGGGUCGAUCCUUAGGCAUGACUCGCAUGGACAGCAUCUCUGACUCACGGCUCUACGAGAGCAACCCACUGCGCCAACGCCGACCCCCUCUUUGUCGAGAGCAGCAUGCCAGCUGGGACCCUUUGCCAUGCGGUAACGAACCUUACAGUUACGGAGGCUAUGGUUUAGCGGGAGGACUCAUGCCUUGUUGCGAGAGGGUGAUGGUCCGCAGCAUGCCCGAGAAGAUGGAGCAGAUCUGGAGGUCCCCGUGGGAUAGCGUGCCGCCUCCACCGCCCGCUGCUCGUGGGCCAGUGGGGGAAUCCCAGGAGCGGCACCCUAUUCCAGAACACCAGUAUCAAACCUACCGAAACCUCUGUAACAUCUUCCCGGCAUAUGUGGUCCAUUCAGUCAUGGAGAAGAACCCUCACAUGACCGAUCCCCAGCAGCUGGCUGCCGUCAUCGUCACUAAACUGCGCUCUUGCCACUAAGCACAUCACAAAAGGCUGCUAACAACUACAACAACACAUGAUAUGUUGAUAUCCUAGCGGAUGAGAAGUUGGACAACUCAAACGUUUUGUGUUUUUGUUUAGCUCUGAAGAAACAGCCUUCCCCCAUACGUAAUUAUGAUUGGAUUGAAUCCAUUAGGAGGUUGGCUAGCAUGAUAGCAUUGAUGCUGCAUCGGUUUAUGUCAUCCAUUAAGCCAUAUGGGAGCCUGGAUCUUGUACCUGAUAAGUUUAAGUAAGUCCUGCUGACCAUUCAGCUAUUGAGAUGGGCCAAAAUGUUCUAGAGGUUUAGGGUGGCCUGAAAUUUUUUUCAUAAAGCAGACUCAAAUAAGUAUCCACACUGAGAGAGCAACUCUGCCUGCCAGUUCGAUGGCAGAUCUUGAGAAUGUGUUAUUUUGUGGGUGAUGAUAACAUUUAUCCUUUGAAAAGGAGUUACAUGAGAGAAAUCUCUUUGGUAAAACUGAUCAGAAAUGAUCCUGCACAAUAUGAAUAGUAUUGUGUAUGUAUAUGUGUAUUCACUUGCAUUCGCGUGUAAAUAUGAUGUGACGCUGUUGUUUUUUUUUUUUGUUUUUUUUUUUGUUUUUUUUGUGUGCGCGUGAUGACUUGAUGUGUGAUUUCAGAAAGAGGAAUGAACGCUUGCGUACCUCAAAGCAUGAACUAUGACCUUUGAACUUUUAUGGCCUUACAUCGGAGUGACCUCACCACAUGUUAAUGUGAAUAGUGCUUAAUAGUUGUGGAGGUCACAUUUGUUUUAAAAAAGCGAGCACUGGGACAGAGAGGUUUAGAUUCUGCCAUGCUGCAGUUCAGACGUUUUAAUUGGCUGGGCUGUAACUGCAAACCUGCCCUGCAACGUCUGAUCGUGCUCAUGCACAGAUGUGUAUUUACUAAGCCAUUUUAAAAGACUGAGCCAAAAACAUAAUCAGUGUAUGUUUUUUUUGAUUGGAAAUUACUAGGUAAAUCUAGCUGAAGAGAAGUUAUCCAUAUGUAUUUCCUUAAUGUUGUUGUUGUACUGUAGAUUUAAAGAGAGAUGUUUGAGCAUUUGGUAAGCAUGGGCUUCAGUAAAUCUCUCCCAGACAGCAUGUUAGCAUUAUGCUUGACAGAGUGCCGCUCACGUUUGACUUGGUAGUCAAUAACUAUGUUAAAGUAUUCACAAACUGGGGAGGAGAAUGCGUCUGUUCGGCAAAAUGCUCUUGUGCAGCAUCUAUUUCCUGAUUGAUGCCGAGAGACCACCCCUUUUCAUCUGCUCCGCCCUGUAAAUGACCAUAUUUUCAGGAGAGCGUGAAUGUUAUCAGUCCAGAGAUGCUCUGGGUGUUUUCAAAAGACUUAAAUUGCUCCUUCGUUUUUUUUUUCACGAGCACAGGUGUUGCCCCGUGGGGCCCCGUUACUGCUCGUGGGAAGGUGUGACACACUGCCUACCUGUCUCUUCCUGUGCGACACACACAAGGAACACCAGGCUGUUGUUGGGUUGUUUCUGACAUUUGGCUGACAGUUUGCUUGCUGCCUCUCGACCGCCCCUGACCCUGCUUUCGACUUGGACUCAAAACCUUUCCUCUCAGCGCUUUAAUACGAACACAGACGGUUCACCUUCUUCUUAGUUUAGAUUUUCUUUCUUUCAGAAGGCCAUUAUUUAAUUUUUAAAUAAGAGGUUUUUCUAAAUUAAUAUUUUUUAAAUGAUUAUUUUUUUGUUUACAUGUAUUUUAUUUAUUUACAUGUUUUUGGCCAGAAACAUAUUUAUGUAAGUACAGAAAUGUAGACACUAAUGCUUGGUCAGUGCAUUGAAAGCAUGCAUGACAUCAUGAUAGUUUUUUGGCUAAUAGCAACACAAGAAUGUUCUCAUUUCUAAGUCCUGAGCUGUGACGUCAAAGGCAGUACACAAUAAAAUAUUCCAUGACCUGCUUUUAAGAGCCUCCAGAAAAUCUGGCAUUGGCAAAACAACUAUUUUAAAAUGAUUUCUUAUUUUAUGCUCCCAUAUUGUGAGUUUACUUUUGCCCUCUUUAGUACUCCUUGUGGCAGAGUUGCAGUUGUUGUGUUAUGAAUUGACACAUUUUGGAAUGCAAUGACUUGAAAUCCAGCUAGAAGUGUUACAGAGUGGUCAUAUCAAUAAUCUAUUAGCUUAUUGUUUUUUAUUUUAUUUGUGCGUGAAAUGCAGUCAUUUCAAUAGUAAUCCACUGGAUUGGGAAUUUCCAGUGAGGAUGAAAGAUUUGCCCACACCGAUCUCGCAGUGGGUUCAAGUUGGUCAAUUGGCCCUUUUUGCCCACAACAUUUUGCCAAUGUGACUACGCCUUUAGCAUCAUUGAUGUAUUUACAUAGAGUAUGUUUCAGGCCUAAAUGUUUUUUUCUUAAGAUGUUUUUACAGUUGGGUCUCUCUUCUUCCCCUUCUCCUCUGAACCUAGGAGCAAGAAAAUCCCGAAGAGUGUUUCUAGAGCAAACUAGAAACUUUUUUUUUUUUUUUUUUUUUUUGUAAAUGAAGACAUUGCUGUCCGCUGCUUAUGCUCCAAGGUUCAGACCCCCAUGCAGUUGAGCAGCAAGCUACCACACAUCAAAUGUCCAGAAACGACCUUUUGCUUGUUGAUACAAAUUGUAUCUAUUUCUUGAUUGUAAAAAAAUAUAUAUUUCUGAGCUGUACAGUAUCACUUAUGAGUAUAUAUAUAUAUCUAUAUAUAUUUAAAAAAAAAAAAAAAAAAAAGAAGAAGCUUAGUUUUGUUUAAAAAAAGGAUAAAGAAAUAUAAUGCCAUAAUGUCAGUGAUACCGUGUGUCACUCGAGUAGCCCAUAGAGAUGGCUUAUUUCCUGCCGGGCAGACCACUACAGACAGGGAACUCUCUCUCUCUCUUUCUUUCUGUCUCUCUUUCAUUUUUUUUCCUCCUUCCUCUCAUACCUCCUUCACUUUUCCAUGCCUCGAAAUUUGCUGUUUGAUAAUUAUUUUGGAAAGUGAUAGUUUACCUCAGUGGAGCUGAACUUCAUUUCUGUUUGACUGAAGGAUUUUUAAGGCGUGGCUUUAUAUAUAUCAUCAUUUAGUCUCUUUCUCUCUCUCUCUCUUGCUCUGUUAAAGGUAUAGAUUCAGGAGAGAGACAUUCUGACACAAUCAGUGUGCUCCUAAUAUAUUUUUCCUCUUUGUAAAUAUUGAAAAUUAAUGUCAAACCUCUUGUAUUUGCACAGUAUUAGUGCAUUUCAUAUACAUGGACACUCUACCAGCUUAUUCGAGCAGGAUCUGUCUCUCAUACACACUUAGACUCGAUAGGUUGCCUUGACAACCACAGUCAGCUGAUCACAUGCUAUCAUUAGUACUGAAAUAACUAAUGUAAAAUGUUGACUAUUGUGUGCGCACUAGUGUGAAUUUAUGGUAAAUUCACCACUGUUUCACCUGUAACAUAGUUUACCUUCUAUAGUAAAGACACGGAGGUGCCAUUCCAGGUUAAAGAUGAAACUUUAAUUGGAUGGAAUUUGCACAGUAUUAUUUUAUUUUAUUUUUUUAAUUUAGCAAAUAGGUGAGUUUGAGUAACUGAAGUUGAUGCCACAUGCACACACAUUUUCUUACGAGUGAAAUGUGAGCUUUGUCUGAGUCUCGUACUGAAAGAUGUCCACACAAACACAUGAACAUGCGCACCUCGUAAUCUGCCUUACAGUUAAACUACUUUGGUUUGUGAGAGUCGAGCACAGUCUGACUGUACAACACCGAGCAUUGUGCUUCUUGCUUGUCUUUUUUAUUCUUGUAAGCGGAAGCGCUAAUGGGAAAAUUAGGUUUUUUGCCUUCAGCUCUUAAUCUCAAUUGGUGUCUGAAUGGACAACCUGAUUUAACUGGACAAACUGCCAGUUUUUCUGUUUAAGUUUGAUUAGAAUAACUAAGAAGAAUCUACAGGACAAACGGACAUGCCCAAAGGAGAAAAACGUCAAAAACAAGCAAACGGGCAUUUCCAACUAUCAGAAGAGGUGGUUUGCAGAGCUGAUGAAUUCUGUACAUUUACAUGUAUGUUUUCAAUAUUGAAUACACCAGCUAUAACUCGCUCACACAAACACCCUCUCACCAACAGAUCGAUUCUCAGGAACUAACAGAUGUAUUAUUAUUUCUGCUCCUUUAUGAAAGACAUUAUCUUUGAUGUUUGCUCUUAUAAAAUUGCGGCAAUUUGUGAAGUAGUGUGGAUGAUCUUGAAAACGUGUUUUUAAAUUCGAGUUUUGCUGUUUAUUUAACAUUCCCCUCCCCUUGUAUUGUAGGUUUUUUUGCGCCUUUGCAGGUUGACCGAGUGGUCUUAACACUUUUAAGUCUUGUGCUGUGAUGAUGACAACAUACAAUAGUAUGUUUACUCUCUACUGAAUGAAACGUUGCUUUUAAACUUGUUUUCAAUAUGACAAAACAAGAACCAAAAAAGAGAAUGAAAAAAAAAGAAAGAAAGAAAGUGAAAUAGGGUGAAAAACUUUAUAAUGCUUUGGGUCUGUGGACUCAAACAAAAUGUAAGUCUCAAUGACAAAAGGUGUUUGUUCCUCUCAAUAAAGCCAGACUCUAUUUGGUUAACUGUUAUCUUGCCUGUGUUCCUACUGGUUGUGUGUUUGACUGUAGAUAGUAAAUGAAUGAAGCAAUACUGAGAAAGAAAGAUGGUAAUAUUGCAAAACACCAGAGUAAGACACUAUUACCGAGUUAGAACAGAAGCACCAAAAACAAAACAAAACAACAAAAAAACGCUAGAUUUAGAUUUUCAUUGCUUUAGAUACAAAAUAUCAAACCAAGUGGCAAGCAAAUUAUGCUAUUUUUUCCUUAGAAAAACCUUUUCUGAGCCACCUUUUCAGCUAUUUUUUUAAUCCGUUUGUCUAAUGGUUUUCUGAAGUUGGUUUCUCUCAAGUUCACACAGGUGUCCUGGCAAAAUAACCACUGUUUAGUUCAUUAUAUUGACAAUAAACAUGUUCCACAAAGUUUGAAAACCAGAAA